CCGAACAAUCCCCGCCCCUAAGGUGCAGUCUCAGCUCCCACACCCUCGGAGGGACUGGGGGCUCCUCCAGGCAUGCUACUCCUGGCCGAUCGGGCUCCUCCUUUACCAGGGAAGGGAGGGUGUGGUGUUGUGGGGUGCAGUGCCGUGCGGACGCCUCCCCUCCUGGGUCCCCACCUUCGUGCACACAGUGGAAGCAGGAAGGACCAGGGCUCACCCCGGCGUGGCUGCUGCUAAUGAGCUGGAGCAUAGCGGAGGUCGCAGCUGCAUCAGCGCGGGCCGUUCUGGGAGGCCCCGACUAGCCGGCCGGCCGGCCCUCAUGGCCUUGGGGAUGGAGCAGCGUCUGGGCAACCUGACCAUCUUCAGCCAGGACGAUUUCGAAGGAGACUGGCAGCGCGUGGCCAGCGGGGGCUUCGGGCAGGUGUUCCGGGUGCGGCACAAACGCUGGCGGACCGAGUAUGCCAUUAAGUGUUCUCCUUGCCUGCUGGCCGACUCCAGUCCCAACAGCUCAGACAUGAAGUGCCUUAUUGAUGAAGCAACCAAAAUGGAAAAGAUCAAAUUCCAGCACAUUGUCUCCAUCUACGGAGUGUGCCAGCAGCCCCUGGGCAUUGUGAUGGAAUUCAUGGCCAAGGGCUCCCUAGAGAAGAUGCUGCCCACCCAUAGCCUGUCCUGGCAGCUCAAGUUUCGAAUCAUCCAUGAGACUGCCUUGGCCAUGAAUUUCCUUCAUAGCAUUAAGCCACCUCUGCUCCAUCUGGACCUCAAACCAGGCAACAUCUUGUUGGAUAGCAACAUGCAUGCCAAGAUUUCAGACUUUGGCUUAUCCAAGUGGAUGGAGCAGUCAACACGGAUGCAAUACAUUGAGAGGUCAGCUCUUCGGGGCACACUCAGUUAUAUUCCCCCUGAAAUGUUUCUGGAGAGCACCAAAGCACCUGGUCCCAAGUAUGAUGUGUAUAGCUUUGGAAUCGUCGUUUGGGAGAUUCUUACUCAGAAGAAGCCAUACCCAGGGUUCAACAUGAUGACCAUUAUCAUUCGUGUGGCUGCUGGUACCCGACCCUCCCUGCAGCCUAUCUCAGAUGAGUGGCCAGGUGAAGGGCAGCAGAUGGUAGACCUGAUGAAGCGCUGCUGGGACCAGGACCUUAAGAAGAGGCCAUGUUUCACAGAUAUCACUAUUGAGACAGACAUGCUGCUAUCCUUGCUCCAGAACCCUGUAGUAGACCUGGAGAAAGAGUCCUUGAUCAGAAAGACAUCUUCUAAACCUUCUCUGUGCAAGGUCCAGGAGAUCAGUAGAGAAGUCAGCCAGGAACUGACAGAGAGUGACUCAAGUGAAUCUCUGAAGCGGCUACUCCAGUUAUCUGACAGUGAGAGCUUGGUCUCAAGCAUGGAAGAGCUGGCCAUCUAUGAGAACAAUGUGACUCUCCUCCACUUCCUGGUGACUGAGGGGAAUGUGGAGAAGGUGAGGCUGCUGUUAAGGCAGGAAGUAGAUGUGGACUGCCAGACAGUUGAGGGCUACACGCCCCUCAUCAUUGCUGUGCAAGAUCAGUUCUCUGACCUCUGCAUGUUGCUACUCAGCCAAGGAGCCAAUCCCAACCUGGUUGAUGAGGAUGGCUGGGCCCCACUCCACUUUGCUGCCCAGAAUGGGGAUGACCGUAUUGCUCGCCUCCUCCUGGACCACGGCCAGGUUGAUGCCCAGGAGCACGAGGGCUGGACUGCUCUUCACCUAGCUUCCCAGAACAACUUUGAGAACGUGGCCCGGCUCCUUGUCUCCCGUCAUGCUAACCCCAACCUUCCAGAAGGGGAGGGGAAGUCUCCACUGCAUCUGGCUGCCUACUUUGGUCAUGUUAGCUUGGUGAAGUUGCUUAUUGGCCAGGGCGCCCAACUAAAUGCCCAACAGAGGAACCUCAGGACCCCACUGCACUUGGCUGUGGAACAGGGUAAGGUCCGUGCAAUCCAGCACCUGCUGAAGAGUGGGGCUGCCACUGACAUGAUUGACCAAAAUGGCUAUACCCCACUGCAUACAGCUGUUGCCAAAGACAAGUAUCUUAUCUGCAGUAUGCUGCUCAAGUAUGGAGCCAACACUGAGUUGAAGACUCAGCAGGGCUGGACCCCUCUACAUUUGGCAGCCUUCCAGGGCCACCUGGAGAUUCUCCGUCUGUUGCAUGAGAAUAAUGCCCAGCUGGAUGCUCAGGGGGGCAAGGACUGGACUCCACUUCACUUGGCAGUACGCCAAGGGGAGGACGCAGUGGUUUCCUUCCUCCUGCAAGGUGGAGCUGAUCCCAACAUGGCUGAGCAGUCUGGCUGGACACCAUUACACUUGGCUGUUCAGCGAGGUGCAUUUUUGAGUGUCAUCAACCUCCUGGAGUACCGGGCAGAUGUAAAUGCUUCCAACAAGGUAGGCUGGACACCUGUGCACUUAGCAGCCCUUAAGGGCAACACUGCUAUCCUCAAGGUGCUGAUCAAGGCUGGUGCCAGACUGGACAUUCAGGAUGCUACUGGCUGCACAGUGCUACAAUUGGCAAUCCGAAACCAGAAACAGAAUGUAAUCUCCUUCCUGAAGGACAAGGACCCUCUCACUCCAUGUCUGGCUAGUGUUGAAUCAGAGACCAUGCAGGAGGCUUGACCUCCUGUUCCCUGAAUGAAUGGAGAUCCCUUUAGACCCAUUUGGAAGCCUGGGAAGGGCAAUGAAUAUAGAACUGGUCCCCAUCCAUUCUCAGGAACAGUUUCCCAGAGAAAGUGAAGCUGGAAGCCAAAAACAACCUAAGGUGGAAGAAUCUUGAAGCAGAUCCUGAAGCUUGAAGAGGAGCCAGUUUCUCCUCUCUUCUUCUUUCACCAAACACCACCUUAAAUCUGCUAUAGAUUCUGGGCAUUAAUCUCUACCAACGAAGAGUGAUUCUCAUGUCAUUGACAUUGGGACUGCAGUUACAUUUCUAAUUGUUCUCCCUGCCUCAAAUUCCUCCUUCCUCUAGUUCCUCCUCCCACCAACUUCCAACACGAUUUUCCUAAAGCCUAAAUCCUUCUACCUCUCUUCUUUAAUCAACAAAUCCCAGGACUUCUUAUUAUAUCUAGUAUCAAAUCUUUGAAACAUAAAACUUUUCAUAAUCUGGCUCCAUCUCACCUUUCCAGACUUACUACACAUUGCUUCCUAAAUUUGCCCUCUUUCUGAUUCUCACACAUAACACUUCACAACUCUCCAUUAUUCAUCUCUGUGCUGUUGUUCUGGCUUUGCCUCAUACCUGCUCCAUACCCCUCCUUUACUUACCUCUGCUUCCUGGAAUCACUGAUUUCCUUCAAAUCUCCUGUCAGGCAUCCGCUUCUACUGAAACCCCUUUCCUAGUCUUCCCCCUUCCCCAUGACUUCUUCUGGCCCUCAGGCUGCUUUGUGUCUUCUCUGCAUGGAAUUUGUAUAUGCCAGUAUUUGUGUCUGUAGUCAUUUUGGCUAGAAGAUAAGCUUCUGAAGGCUACAUAUUUGGUUUUUUUUUUUUUUUCCUUUUCUUUUUCUUUUUUGCUGAGGCAGUUGGGGUUAAGCAACUUGCCCAGGGUCACACAGCUAGGAAGUAUUAAGUGUCUGAGAUCAGAUCUGAGUUCAGAUCUUCCAGACUUCAGGGCUGGUGCUCUAUCCACUGUGUCAUUUUUGUCUUUGAAUCUCAGAGGGUGGAUUAUACCAGGUAUUUGACAAUUAGUUGUUGAUUGGUUGGUUAGUUAGAGCCAAUCUGUUACAUCUGGAGUCCAAUUGUGUGAUCCUGCCUCCUUUGCAUAUUUAGUUGGGUAUUCCUGGGCAAGCCUAAAUUUCAAUUUCCCAAAAUACAAUGAAUGGAGAUAGUAAUAUAUGGUUUAUACAUCUUCCAAAACUGUUGGGAGUUGUUGUUAACUUUAAAUAACAAUAAAUCAGCAAAGACUCCUUGCUUUCAGCCCAGUCAUUUUCCCAUAAUUCCUUUCUAAUGUUUAGGGCAGCUUUCUUUCUAGAUCCAAGUGCCUCUAGGAGCUUCAUGCUUUCAAUUGAAUAAUGGAGGAUUCUGAGGCAAUCUCACUUUGUAUGUGUGUAUAAGCUAUAUGUACAUUAUAUAUGUAUGUAUAUGUAUAUAUAUAUAAUGUUAUAUAUUAUACAUAAUAUAUAAUACACACUUAUUAUAUAUAUAUGUGUAUAGAUAGAUAUCCACAUAUGCACAUAAUUCAGAAGAAUGGUACAAGGGAAAAAAAAGUAGUGGGUCUGUAGCCAAAAGACCUGAAUUCAAAUCCUAUCUGUUCCUUACUAGUUGUAUGACUUUGGGCAAAUCUUCCUGGGUCUCAGUUUCUUCCUCUGUAAGAUGAAAAAGUUGGAUGAGAUGGACUUUUAUUUCCUUCCAGCUUUUGAGCUCUCUCCUCACCCUAUAGCUGUGGGCAUUUCUUCCUCAUGCCCAGGUGCCACUGCUGCCCAGGUCUCUUGGAGCACCUUUCCACAAACUGGCUCUGAUCUGGAAUGUGCCUUUACUUGGAUUGCUCAUCUUGUUACCUGCCUUUUCUGUCCUUUCCCUGACCUCACUGUGUACUUGAUUCUGGUAUGCACUUUGGAUCCAGAUGUUCAUUUUCAUUUUAAUAAAACAAUGUUUCUGUUA
Antechinus flavipes (yellow-footed antechinus) is the source of this 4585-nucleotide messenger RNA. RefSeq names its product ankyrin repeat and kinase domain containing 1 (gene ANKK1). Lineage: Eukaryota; Metazoa; Chordata; Mammalia; Dasyuromorphia; Dasyuridae. The record is from RefSeq and is a predicted model, not a curated record. Gene Ontology annotation, cellular component: cytoplasm. Gene Ontology annotation, biological process: regulation of cell cycle process; protein phosphorylation. Gene Ontology annotation, molecular function: ATP binding; protein kinase activity; protein binding.